AUCUGGUUUUUCUAUUUGCACAGUGCGGAUUACCCUGACCUGCGCAAACACAACAACUGCAUGGCCAGUAACCUGACACCUGCCAUCUACGCCAAGCUGUGUGAUAAGACCACACCCAACGGGUUCACCCUGGACCAGGCCAUCCAGACAGGUGUGGACAACCCUGGGCACCCCUUCAUCAAGACUGUUGGCAUGGUGGCAGGAGACGAGGAGUCUUAUGAGGUGUUUGCUGACCUGUUGGACCCUGUCAUCAAAGAGAGGCACAAUGGCUAUGAUCCCCGCAACAUGAGGCAUCCCACUGACCUGGAUGCCAGCAAGAUCCAUUCAGGCGUGUUCGAUGAGCGCUACGUGUUGUCGUCCAGGGUGAGGACAGGCCGCAGCAUCAGGGGCCUGAGUCUGCCCCCUGCCUGCACCCGCGCAGAACGCCGAGAGGUGGAGCGGGUGGUGGUGGACGCUCUGGCCGGGCUGAAGGGAGACCUGGCUGGAAGAUACUACAGUCUUACUCAAAUGACCGAUAAGGAGCAACAGCAGCUCAUUGAUGAUCACUUCCUGUUUGACAAACCGGUGUCGCCCCUCCUGACCUGUGCUGGCAUGGCCCGUGAUUGGCCCGAUGCCCGUGGGAUUUGGCACAACAAUGAGAAGACAUUUUUGAUCUGGGUCAAUGAGGAGGAUCACACCAGAGUCAUCUCCAUGGAGAAGGGAGGCAACAUGAAAAGGGUCUUUGAGAGGUUCUGCAAAGGUCUCAAGGAGGUGGAGCGUCUGAUCCAGGAGAGAGGCUGGGAGUUCAUGUGGAACGAGAGGCUCGGCUACAUCCUGACCUGUCCCUCCAACCUGGGAACUGGACUCAGAGCCGGAGUCCACGUCAAGCUGCCGCUGCUCAGCAAGGAUCCACGCUUCAGUAAGAUCCUAGACAACCUGCGUCUGCAGAAACGAGGGACCGGCGGCGUGGACACUGCUGCUGUUGGCGGAGUGUUUGACAUCUCCAACCUGGACCGCCUGGGACAGUCUGAGGUCCAGCUGGUGCAAACUGUGGUGGAUGGUGUCAACUACCUUAUUGAGUGUGAGAAGAGACUGGAGAGAGGUCAGGACAUCAAGGUGCCUCCCCCCCUUAAGCAGUUCAAGUAGACACUGAUCCCUGAUGGCUUCACAAACCUCUGGGCACACAGCCACAACCCCCUCCCCGCCUCGUGCCCAUAGAUACUUCAAAUAUCUAUGAUAUUCCCAAAUUAAUUAUUAUUAUUAAUAUCAUCACUAUGCUACCUAUCUAAUCCACCACUCCUCCCUGCUCGUCUCUAUACUCCGUCAUUUCAUCUAUAUCUGUUAUAUUUAUGGAUUUGGCUGAACAAUCUUAGGGCCCAGAACUUCAUCAGGCUCCAAUGCAGAAGAUUGAAAAACUCUCCAAGCUCAGAUUGAUGCUCUGAAAUCAUAACAGGGAUUUAAAGAGUUGUGGAAAUUGUUGAGAAAGAAAAGAUCUGCUUACCUGCAUGUCCAAAAAAUCAAAACCAAAAGAAAGAAACACUCCCUCUGCACCCAGCUCCCCUCACUCCUCUGUAGCGUUUGCCUGUGUAGUCCGUCCAUCUGUGCUCGUCCUCCAUCGUGGAUUGUGUGUACAUAGUUUGUUUUAAAGCAAUUAAUGAUUUUUUGAAUGUAGACUUAGAAGCUGAAGAUUGAAGAGGAAGGUUUGUUUGACACCUGGGUGUCACGCUGGCCGGGUCGGGCUCCGUACUGUAAGCUCCUGAAGCUGAUAUCACAUGAGCCAUAACAGAAUGUUGUGUCUUUUAAUAAACAAAUCAUCUAUUUAACAGUA
This is a messenger RNA of Cyprinodon tularosa, 1807 nucleotides long. Its product is annotated as creatine kinase U-type, mitochondrial. Gene Ontology annotation, cellular component: mitochondrion. Gene Ontology annotation, biological process: phosphocreatine biosynthetic process. The record is from RefSeq and is a predicted model, not a curated record. Gene Ontology annotation, molecular function: creatine kinase activity. The coding region runs from base 61 to 1125 and encodes 354 amino acids. The transcript is spliced from 8 exons. Lineage: Eukaryota; Metazoa; Chordata; Actinopteri; Cyprinodontiformes; Cyprinodontidae.